GGGGUCAUUCAUGGAGAAGUCGCAGAUGACAUCACAUACAUUAAAGUAAACUCCAAGAAGCCUGACGAACGGCUGUACUACAUAACAAUUCCUUUUCUUGCACUUCGCUUUAUUUCUCACAGCACAUCGAUCACAAAUCCACCUCAACACUAUACACACAUCUCACGAUGACCGCCGCAACCUUCUUCACUGCCCUCGCCGGCGUCAUCGCUGUUAUGGGCCUUGCCGUCUUCCUCUUCGGCAUCCCACCGGAGCUCAAGCGCAAGAUAGAGCUCGCAGCACUCAAGACCAUGGGCGAGAACAAGCUCUCCUACGUCGCCAAAGACCAGAUCAACAAGAUCCCCACCUCUGAUCGGACCGACCCCCUCCAGCUCAAGAAGGGCAUCAGCAACCUUGCCGGUGGCGCAACACAGAACCCUCUCGGCGAAACAGCAGGCGAGGCUGCAGACAGUCUGACAAGCCCGUUCACCGGUCGCUAAUAUGCCUGUGUCUGUAGUGCGAGCUGCGAACAACGUAUAGGAUACCGUGCAGACCAGUGCAAGCAUCGCGCAAGACUUGGUGCAAACAUACUCGAACGGCGCGCUGGAGCGUGUGAAGACAUUCAAAGGAGUGCCGAAGCAGGGUGCUGAGAAGGUGGAGCGAAAACUGGAGGAGACGCAGUGAUGGCUUGGUCUACAAUGAGUAACGACUGAUGCAGUGCGGCGUUGGUGGAAACCCUCUUGCUUAUUCAUAGCAUAACCUACCUACCACGUAACCUUACUUUGAUCGCCGUACAAGAAUGUCCACAACAUUCCCUGCCAUCCCAGCACAAUGCCCCAGAA
Molecule: messenger RNA, 821 nt
Organism: Macroventuria anomochaeta
Lineage: Eukaryota; Fungi; Ascomycota; Dothideomycetes; Pleosporales; Didymellaceae
Exons: 2
Coding region: 168-479 (103 amino acids)
Source: RefSeq, a predicted model, not a curated record